AAGCCGGCUGCCAGCAGUCAGUCUGUAUCGAACGCUGAGUCAGGAAAGACGCUUUGUGCCGGUUCGAGUCCCGUCAGCGUGUGUGUUCUGUAGUGCGUCCGUUACGGUCGGUUGAUGUUGUUGUAGGUUCACCGGUGUAGUCCGUGGACUUUAAGGAUAACCCGUCGACGUUAUUUUGUUGUGUGUGCAAAUCCCUCGCUUGCGAAUCGUCUCUCGGUUGGUGGCACCAGGAGUAAAAAGGAUAAGCAAAUUGUGUGUGUGUGUUGGCUGAACUGAACUGUGUACGGUGGAAUUCCGGGAAGAACGGAUCGAACACGCCACUGCUGGAGUGUGCUACAACGACCGUGGAAGGUAUUAAUUAAACGAGCAAACCUGGGCCGGAGCGGUGCUUUCUUGGAAAACAUUGUCAUAACACCACCGCCGCCACCGUGGUCAUCUUCCAGCAGCAGUUGGUACCGACUAGUUCUGGAGUGGACGUUCUACGGCGAAGACCUGUAACAACAACACUGUUGCAGCUGAUACGUGAGAAGAUCUCAACUUUGGGGGUCGUAGAGCUCGUGAUUCAUUAGAUCAAACGUUUCGCAAACGCUCGUUUGUGGAAGUACUUGGAACUGGUCAAGCGUUAGCUGCAAGCGGACGACCGGAGUUGUCAUAAAUGUUCGCUCGGUCGGAACGGAGGUAGAAACGGUGAAGAGAGAGGUCGGAAUCUUUAUGAGGUCCCUUGGGUGUGUGUGAAUAAGUGAUAUUAUUUUUUAAUAGCUAGUUGUUAAAACAGAACAAGAAGAAGGCAAAAAAACGAAACAAAGUGCAGCUUGAUCAUCGACUCUAGUCGGUCGGCAUCUCUCAGCGAACUAGUUUUUUUUUCACUCUUUAUUUUAUAAUUAAAUCGUCUCGCACAGUAUCUCGCGCGACUUGUUUCAACCGGGUGAGUGUGUGUGUCGAAGGGCUAAAUUACCGAGAAAUACUGAAAAAUGCUUGCGCGCGAGUUCUAGAGUUGCGCGCGAUCACCGCUGAAUUGGCGCGCAAUUUCCGAGGACCAAACCCGAUUGGGGUUCAGCGAGCAAUACCGAGAAGUUUGGCGCGGCACUUUGGAGCGGCGACGACGGAAGUGUGACCCAAACGGAAUAAGUAAUUAAGCACCGUGUUCCGAAACUGGCGACGAGGUGUGUGUUUGUGUGUCGGAAAGUGCAACGACGCCCAACAAGACGGUGAAGAAAACGUGUGAAGAUGUUCCGGGCAUAGUUUCCGAAGAAACGGCUUAUUUGAUUAAUUUAUAAACGUGUUAGUGCUGUCGCCGUCGUCACCCACGUGUGUACCGAUUCAAUUAACGGUCGGCGGUUUGACGCUCCGUUUCGAGUGCCUGUGUGUUAUCAUUAGCAUAACGAUUAUCGCGCCGCCGCUCACCUUAAACAAUACCGCGCGCGAGUACAAACAUCAACAGCCCUUUUUCACGGUGGGUGGCAUUUGGGGCACGAUGGUGUCGUCACAUGAAAGCGGCCUGACCGCCAGUGCCGCGGUCAUCAGCUGGCUCUUGCUGGUGGCCACGAACGUCCGGGCUGAGGACCACUGCAGCGAGAACCGCUACAACAGCUCGCUCGGCACGGAGCACCUGCAGUUCACGAAGGAGGUCCCGGACAGGGAGUACGCCAUUCUUGGGCAGUUCAAGAGUUUGCACUGCUGCGCCAAGGGAUACCGGAGCAUUGAGUGGUUCAAAAACGGUCAGCCGUACCCGUGGGGUGGUGAAAUUUCGUCGCUGAUUGUGUACCCGGAGGCGGCCAACCAGACCAUCUACACGCACCGGAUCUCGGAGAAGGACAUCGGCAACUACACGUGCGUGCUGCGGAACGACACCAGCGCCAUACGGCACGACAUCGAGCUGCAGCUGCAAGAAGACAAACCGGACUACCCGCUGCCGACGUUCAAGCCGAAAGAUAUGAUCAUCGACCUGGGCGAGACGGCGCGCUUCUACUGCGAGGCGUUCGUGGGAAAGCUGGACCUGCCGGAUGCGACCAAUAAAAUCGUGUGGAUGCAGCUGUUCGACGACAAACCAGCGGCAACGGUCACGGACGCCAGCCAGCUCAAUGUGACGAGAGAGGACGGUCAGAUCAUCGGUUCGUACCUGUCGAUCCCGAAGAUCCAGCAGCAUCACUACGGCCGCUACCGGUGCCAAAUCACGUCCGGCAAUCUGGACCGGCCGUUGGAUCUGAGUGUGCUGCUUUCGCCCACCCAGGUGACCGCCGUCGAGGAGAGCGAGUUUGACGCGCUGGCCCUCAUCAUCAUCGCCUCGGUAGCGGCCCUGCUCGCGCUAGUGCUGUUUGUCCUGUGUCGGAGCGAUCUGCGCAAGGAUCACCACCUGGACCACAACCGCUGUUCGGCGCAGUUUAUCGCCGACAACGAGGGGGUGUAAGGAAACGAGGGCUCAAUCAAUCUCUCCAUCCAUAUUUCAUUAAUUUGAACGCAAAUCAAACAAAACAAACAAAAACAUCCUAUUUAUUUGUACCAACACCCCAUAGCUAUAAGCUACGACUGUAAUUUAUUCGUUCUUUUAAUCCUCAGUACUAUUUAGAUGAAAACGGUGAUUUUAACAGUUUCGGCAGAAAAACAAGCACGCAUUAUUGUAAAUAUAUCUCAUUAGCACGGUGUUCUGGAAAUAAGAGAUCAGGAAUAAAUGGAAAAAUGCUGUCUGUGAUAGUCUACCACUGAAAAACACGAAAUCGGUUGCAGAAAAUUUAGAUGAAACUGGCCACAACCUGGCCCCAAAGUUUGGACAGUAUGGAAAUCACAUUAAAAAAAAUUUCAUACCGAGAAUGACAUUCGAUAAGUUGUCGAAAUUUUUGGGAAUGUUCUUUGUCUUUUUGGUCAUGUCAAUGACGAAAUAAGGUGCACCUUUUUUAUGAUUUUAUAACUAUUUUGAAAUAUUCCUUUUUUAUGACGAGCCGUAAUGGCGUUUGGUUUUAAAUACGAUUAAAGGAGCUAUUAGAGUAUGGAAAACAAACAAACUCGCACUUUUUGUGUUUGACAGUUUGUCAAACUCGCAAACAAAGCCAAAUCAAGCAAAACAAUGUAAAUGUGCCUAAGCCGAAGUGUAAACAAAGAGUCUGUCCUGCUUACGUCAGUGGAUGUUUACAUUAGGAACGAGCAGGACAAACUCUUUGUUUACACUUCGGCUUUGGCCCAUUUACAUUGUUUUGCUUGAAAUGUAUGCAGACUGAAAUUUCUGCAAACAAAUGACUGCCCAACUUUCAAAAAGUAGGUUUGCUUGCUUGCCAUAGUCUAAUAGCUCCUUAAAUGAGCAAUCUGCAAUAUUUUUCUGGGAUUUUCUCUUAGCUGACGGUACUUGAGUAAUAUCUUGGCUGAAAUAUUGGUAAAAAUAAAUGGUCAAAAGAGGGCGCUACAACAGGUGUGUCAAAUUGUGGCUUAAUCUAAAGAAUCAUUUGUGGAUAACAAUGUCACGGACAGCUACUUCAUAUAUCCUAUCCUGCAUUUCAGAACACCAAAAUUAGUAGUCCAAAGGGAAACCGUUUUUUUUUUAUAGAACUCUGUUAAGCUGUUAUCAAAACGAUUUGGUUUUCUCAUCGACAAAAAUUAAGGGUAGAACCCCACACACUCACACACGGGGUGGUGGUGCGUGGGAAAAGCCAUUUAUGAGACUGACUUUUUGUGAUUUUGAAGCGGAUCUACUUUUUCUGUCAACGCAGCUCAGCACUUCGGCAAACUUUUUUUGAAUGAUUUGAUGAAGAUAGGAAGAAGAACAAAGCACCACCGCGAGAAGACACACUAGAGGGGUGAGUUAAACAAUCACCGCAGAGCUUAGUUUUCUACGCAAUCAACGUUAUAUACAAUCUGUGUAAAACUACUGGUAAAACACGUCAAACGUCAAUCAAAUGUAACGAUAAUCGAGCGAAAAUCAACGUUGGCUUUCCUAAAACAAUUUUGUACCGAAACGUAAUGCUACUAUUUAACCAUUUGAACGUUGGAAUAAAAUGAAUAAAAUAUUUAGCUAAAAGCAAUAACAACUGGAAGAAACAUGGCUACUUCCGGUAUUUGUGUGUAAUUAAAGCAUAUGAGUGUGUAAAACAAGUAAAUUAUUCGAUUUCUGUAAAUUAAACGCAAAAACAAAAGAAAAAUUGAGCUACCAGUGAGUGAACGGCACAAAUUGGUUAUCGCUCCAACCAACCAAUCAACGUGUGCAGGACGACAUUCCUCUCGAAGUCCAACUCCAAGUUGGGGCUCGAUGUGAUUGUAGUUUUUAGUUUAAUCCUCGUGAGAACGGCAAAACAAUAACAAACAACCUUUUUUCUGUGUCAUACGAAGAAAAAUAGAUAUCAACUAAGCAAACAUAAAAUAAUAAUACAAACUCUCAAAACUGUACGCAAUCGUCAGACAGGAUCGGUUUUGCGUGCAGUCAAAGUAAUGUUUUGCCACUCUCUCAUUAUUUGUUAAGUGGAUAAGUUGUUGUAUCAUAGUACGGUAGAAAUGAAAAUUAAUAAAUUAUUGUAAUAAAAUAAUUCAAAUUAUAA
This is a messenger RNA of Culex pipiens pallens (northern house mosquito), 4520 nucleotides long. RefSeq names its product fibroblast growth factor receptor 3-like. The transcript is spliced from 5 exons. The record is from RefSeq and is a predicted model, not a curated record. The coding region runs from base 1475 to 2407 and encodes 310 amino acids. NCBI's taxonomy places the organism in Eukaryota, Metazoa, Arthropoda, Insecta, Diptera, Culicidae.